UCAGGGCGGGGCUACCAAACAGGUGUCCACUCGGCAGGAGUGAGAGAAAGAACUAGCUUUACGCUGUUGAAAGAAGCACGAGCCGCUGUUUUUGCCCCAUGCGGCGGUGGUGUGCGUCAUGGUGCCGAGGUGCAUCGGGGGCUGCGUGCCCUUAUUCGUGCUUGGCGUGGUUUUUGACGUGGUCGGCUUGAUUGUGCUGCUCGUCGGUGCUCUCGCCAACCUGCGCCUGGACGGCCGCUUUUACGGCGACUUUCUCGUCUACACGGGCUCCAUCGUGGUGUUCCUGAGCCUCAUGUGGUGGGUGUUGUGGUACACAGGAAACGCAACGAUCCCCUCGGACGAGCUGGAGAAAACCCCGCUGGACAACUUGGCGCUGUGGGCGCGCAGAUUGUCCACCAGCAUUGCGCACACCGGAGCCAAAUCCAUGGAGGUUGGAGAGAAGAACAAGAGCGUCGAUGCCCAAGAAUUGAUGAAUGGGUCCAUGCCUGUGUACAUUAACAUUCCCACUAGGACGGCGUGGCAGAUCUCGGGCAUGGAGGGCUACGACAACGCAGCUUUUGAAAGAAGUGUUGACAUGCCUCCAACAAGUCAGAAAACAGUACAGCUGGAUAUUCUGGGGAACGGACGAAUAGAGAGACUUCUCUGAUCAACAAUAAAACAUUCUCUUUUUUUUCCUCUUAGUUUUCCAGGUUCCCUUUGAGCUUCUCUGGUGGAGUUUUAUAAUCUUGUUCUGCAGGUUGUUCUCCUUCAGAUAGUAUCAGAUGUUCGGAUCCAGGUGGAUCUGACCUGCUUCAGCCUUUUCUGUACACUUCAGCACUACAUAUGAUCUGAUCCACAAGGGUGCCUUCUGUUUACUCAGCACUUUUAUAGUUGUGUGCACAUACUUCAGAAUGAUUUCUGGAUCUUAUUCGUUCAUCUAUGGACUUGAACUUGAAUGUGCUGAAGUUUUGAGCUCAAGCGUUUUCUGGCCGUAUCAUGUUUAUGGCCAUCAUAUCAUUGUCAAAAGGGUACUCAUCUUAUUUGUUUCAUGGAAAGUUAUAAAUGCACUGGUACACUGUAAAACCGGAUAGUUAAUUUAACUCAAAAACUUUGAGGAAAGUAAUUACCUCAAAAUUUUUACGUUGAUAAAUCAAUUUCUUUAAGUCAAAUACACUUAAAUAUAACAUAAAUUGAACUCAAACUUUGUAAUGUAAAAUAAAUUGUUAUAUUUAAGUGUGUUUGGCUUAAAGAAAUUGAUUUAUCAACUUUAAAAAUUUUGAGGUAAUUAGUUUCCUCACAUUUUUUGAGUUAAAUGAACUAUCCGGUUUUACAGAGUGCUAGGGAAGUGACAUGGUGAAUAAAGUUAGAGGUUUAGCUUGUCAUGAUGUCUUUAAGACAUAAGAUUUACUACACUUCCUUCACAAUGUUUUGGAUUACCUUUAAUGAUCCCCAAAAAAAGGAUACUAAACUGUUCCUUUCUUGUCACUGGGGUGGACUCCUCUAAGCAUACACAUUACGCACCUUUAGUAUGUAUCUUUUGCCUAGAAAGGUACAUACAGUAUACCGUACCUUUUAAAGCAUUACUCUAAUGGUCCAAUUAUGUACCUUAAAUGUUUGUUAAAUCUACAUGAACGAUAUACACAAAAUAUUUCCCCUAUGUGUUUUAUUAACCAGUAGGUUAUGUAUUACUUGCAUUUGUUUCAAGUGUAAUAAAUGGAAUGCAGUUUUAUGGAUGGGGGUGGGGGAUCUAUUAUGGCAUGAGUGGCUUGUGCCAGUUUGAUUUUCUAUCACCCUACAUUUAUUUCAGAUCAAGUAAUAAGUUAAUUUUUAAUGAGAGUUAAUGAGCGAUGAAGUUGUUGUUUAUUGUGGUAAUAUAGUUCAGUAUGACUCAGCAAAAAUUCCUGAGAAUCAACUCUGAUGUUCUAUUAAUUGUAUUUUGCAGGUGUCUUUUGGAAGCUCAACACAAAAAUCAACUGCUUUUAUUCAGGGAACAAUGUUUUAAUAUUGCACAAUGCUCGACAGAUUUUUAUAUGUAUUUGUAUGUACUUUAAACAGAUGUAUUUUGUUUAUAUGGCUGAAUAUUUGUUUAUGUGAAUAUAUCUUCAGGAAUUAAAUA
Ictalurus furcatus (blue catfish) is the source of this 2095-nucleotide messenger RNA. Its product is annotated as transmembrane protein 238-like. The record is from RefSeq and is a predicted model, not a curated record. Bases 119 to 646 code for a protein of 175 amino acids. NCBI's taxonomy places the organism in Eukaryota, Metazoa, Chordata, Actinopteri, Siluriformes, Ictaluridae. The transcript has a single exon.